AUGACUGAUAUAGUUAAGAAUACUACACCCUUUCCGUCAAUUGAUAAGAAUUAUAAAAAUAUAAAGAAAAUAAACGUUGGUACUAAUGGUAGAAAAAGAUCAAAUUCUCAACUGCAAGUUAUAAAUCUACCUACAAAACCAAAAAACAAUAAUAAACAACCAACAACUAGUGGUUUAAGUAAUAGAAGAGCACAAGUUUCAUUUUAUGUCACUUUAUUACCUUUAAAUGACACAUUCAAAACCAAAAAUUUAUUAGUUGCUAAUUUUCCAGAAACUACUAAACUUGGACGACCAACAGGUACAAAACAUAAACCAGAAACAAAUAAUGGAUAUUUUGAUAGUAGAGUAUUAAGUAGAAAUCAUGCACAGAUAUAUAUAUCAGAAGGUAAAUUAUAUUUACAAGAUUUAGGUAGUUCAAAUGGUACUUAUUUAAACGAUGUUAGAUUAGGUAAUGAUCCAGUGGAAGUUAAAUUGAAUGAUAUAAUAUGUUUAGGAUUUAAUGUUCAAGCUGAAAGUACACAUAAACAAAUUAGUCUAAAGAUAGACAACAUAAAUCUCGUAAAUACUAAUGAAAAAUUUAAUGAGGAGUGUAAUGGUCAUAUUGGAUAUAUUGAAAAACUUAUAUCACAAGUGAAUAAUAGUGAAGAGGAUACAUUAGUUGAUUUAUCUUUUGAAAAUGCUGUUUUUGGAGAUGUUAAUGAUGAAAUGGAUGAUGUUUUAUUAGGAUUAUAUGGUAAUAAUAUGGGAAUUUAUAAUAAUUCAAACAUUGUGAAUACUUCAACUUUGGAAAAUGUACUCAACUUGCUCAUUUUAAACUUAACUAAGGUUAAACAACAAUCAAGUACAAUCAACAACCUUAAUACCUUUUUUAAAAACUACAGCACCAACUUGGACUCAUUAAAUAAGGAAUAUUUAGAUAAUCAAUUUGAUAAAGAAUUAAAAACAAUAAAAGCUAAACUAGAAACUGAAAAAUCAGAUAGAGAGAAAUUGAAAUCACAAUUAAAAACACUCAAAGAAGAAAAUGUAAACAAAUUUAAUCUCAUAAAUGAUAAAUUAAAAUCAUCAGAAUCCGAAAAAUCAAGCUUAAACAGUUACAUAAACGAACUAAAACUAAAAAAUUUAAACAUAGAGGAAAAGAACAAAAACAAUAUCAACAUAAUCAAGAAUUUAGAAGCUGAAAAAGAGAAAUUAGUUUCAGAAUUAGCCAAAAUGAGUGAAUUAGCAGAUGAAUUAGCUUUUAAAAGUGCAAUACAAGAACAACAAGGUACGGUUGAUCAAGAAGAAGAUAUAUCCGAUGCAAUAAAUGGAUUUAUAAUGGAUCUAUCACGUACUCCAUCAGUAAGAGAUAAUUUGAAAAAUUUAGAAAAUAAUAUAAUUCCAAAAGAUACAACUAUUGAAUUAACUCCACCUUCAUCAGAUGAUGAAAGUGAAUCAAAUGAAGAAUUACCAGAACAACAACCACAAGUCGAACAACCACAAACUCCAGUGUCAUCAUCAAUUAUACUUCCUCAAAAAGAAGUGGAACCGUUUCCUAAAAAGAUAGAUAAUACAACCACAACCAAAGAAUCUACUGAUAAACAAAUGGUUUCAACUGUAAUUAUAGCUGUUUCUGCAAUGUUGAUAGGUUUUUAUUUACAAAAACUAGUAAAUUAA
This is a messenger RNA of Insectozyma verbasci, 1653 nucleotides long. Lineage: Eukaryota; Fungi; Ascomycota; Pichiomycetes; Serinales; Debaryomycetaceae. The record is from the annotation of a GenBank genome assembly.